GUAUUACAGGACUUCAAGGAGCUAAAGCUGAAAGAGAACAAAGAUUACAAUGGCGGCGAAGUCAAGGGAGACGAAUAUCUUGAUCACAAUCAGUCCGAAUUCCUCUGCCCUGUCACAGCUGUACCUAUGAAUGGCGUCAACGGUUUCGUAGUGAAUUGGAAAUGUGGUUGUGUCUUUUCGGAAAAAGCUUUGCAAGAGGUCAAGUCUGACGCGUGUCAUGGAUGCGGUGGUCCAUGGGACCCAAAAGAAUCGGUCGUGUUGAACCCUGAUGACGAACUCCUCGAAACUUACAAGCAAAAGCUAGCCGCUGAGCGGGCGGAGAAGAAGCAAAAGAAGAAAAAUGGUGAAGCUGAGAAGUCGCCUGAAGGCAACGAGAACAAAGUGGUCGUCAAUGGCUUACCAAAGAAGGAUGGCAGCGAUCACAAGAAAAAGGAUGAGGCGGAUAAAUGCAAAUUGAAGAAAACAGAGAAGAGAAAAGCGGAAAGCGAUAUUCAGUCGGAUCCUACAAAAUCAGACGCUUACAAGAAGUUAUUCACAACCUGUGAGGACGCAAAGAAUAAGCCUGCACAGCACUGGGUCACUUAUAAUCCUUUGUAUUAUUGA
This is a messenger RNA of Ostertagia ostertagi, 603 nucleotides long. The record is from the annotation of a GenBank genome assembly. Lineage: Eukaryota; Metazoa; Nematoda; Chromadorea; Rhabditida; Trichostrongylidae.